AUGGCCAUUCUCAACCCUGGUGCUGGCCUCGCCGCGCGACUAUUGUGGCAGCUCCUCGACCUUCAUUCGAGGACUGCCCUGUUGCGGCAAAGUCAGGGAGCUUUCCGGCGUGACAUUGCGUGCUUCUCCGGAUCUGCUGACUCGUGCUGCUCCAGCGGAUCGCUCAAGCCUCGUCACAGACACAGAUAUGACAUUGAUGUCGACGGCCGUUUUGGUCGCAUGUACAGCCCGUCGUCUCGGGUGCUCGACGAUGCCUGUAUAAAACCAUCCCUCGGCCCACUGCGCCUUGCCAUUGUCCAUUGUCGACUCCAGCUCCACCACCUCCCACGCUCCCACACACAGCUCCCAGCUCCUACAGUAGCUCCCUCAGCUCCCCCUCGGCCUCGUCCUCCGCCAUACUCGUCGCCCCAGGGCUCCCCACUGCUGUGUCGUCUCUGCGUCCUCGUCCGUCCAGCUGCAUCCGCCACAGCUCCAGCUCCAGACCAUUCCAGGCCAACCCCCGCCAGCCCCACGAAGCUUGCCCGUCCAGGACUCGCACGCAGCCCGCCAAUCGUCCUCGUCGUCGCCAGCUCCCAGCGGUGCUCGUCUCUCCAGCCCACGGGUCGGCAGCUCUCCAGCACCCAGCUCGCGCUGCCUCCGUACCUUGGUACGCUCCGCCCACCACCACGUCUCGACGUGCGCCGGCUCGACCCUCGCAGACCCUCGCAACCAGCAGCCAUGUGCCAGAAGUUCGUGCACACGUUCAGCUGCGGCCACCAGAUGGUGCAGAAGGCGGAAUGCGCCACGUCGAGGUCGACGAACUGCGGCGUGCUGCAGGUGAAGAAUAUCAAGCAUGACGAGAAGUGCGAUAGCUGCGAUCACUGA
This is a messenger RNA of Mytilinidion resinicola, 864 nucleotides long. RefSeq lists its product as uncharacterized. The transcript is spliced from 2 exons. The record is from RefSeq and is a predicted model, not a curated record. Bases 1 to 864 code for a protein of 287 amino acids. NCBI's taxonomy places the organism in Eukaryota, Fungi, Ascomycota, Dothideomycetes, Mytilinidiales, Mytilinidiaceae.